This is a messenger RNA of Eurypyga helias (sunbittern), 1736 nucleotides long. RefSeq names its product DNA damage-binding protein 1-like. The annotation marks the transcript as partial. Gene Ontology annotation, molecular function: protein binding. The transcript is spliced from 14 exons. Gene Ontology annotation, biological process: DNA repair; proteasome-mediated ubiquitin-dependent protein catabolic process. The record is from RefSeq and is a predicted model, not a curated record. Lineage: Eukaryota; Metazoa; Chordata; Aves; Eurypygiformes; Eurypygidae. Gene Ontology annotation, cellular component: site of double-strand break; nucleus.
AUGGCGAUUUGGACAAACUCUUCAACGGGCUCCGGGCAGGAGCGCGGCAGCUUCCGCUCGCUGCUCGAGAGCGACGUGAAGGAGGAGCUUGGUCACCCCGAGUACAGGAGCGAGAUGCAGGUUCUCUCCGACGCUUUAGGCCUUACGCAGGGCUCCGGCUUUGUUCUGAUCCCUGGGGGUCUGACCCGCGUGGAUCACCCGUGGCUUCUCUUUCAGGACCCUCAGGGUCGCCACGUCAAGACGUACGAGGUGUCCCUGCGCGAGAAGGAGUUUAACAAAGGCCCGUGGAAACAGGAGAACGUAGAGGCCGAAGCCUCCAUGGUCAUCGCAGUGCCGGAGCCUUUUGGAGGUGCCAUCAUCAUCGGGCAGGAGUCUAUCACCUAUCACAACGGAGACAAAUACCUGGCCAUAGCUCCACCCAUCAUCAAGCAAAGUACCAUCGUGUGCCACAACCGCGUGGAUCCCAACGGAUCCCGUUACCUGCUGGGCGACAUGGAAGGGCGCCUCUUCAUGCUGCUUCUGGAGAAGGAGGAGCAGAUGGACGGCACUGUCACCUUGAAGGACCUGCGCGUGGAGCUGCUCGGCGAGACAUCCAUUGCAGAGUGCUUGACCUACCUGGACAACGGAGUUGUGUUUGUCGGCUCUCGGCUUGGGGAUUCCCAGCUCGUGAAGCUCAACGUGGACAGCAACGAGCAGGGCUCCUACGUGGUGGCCAUGGAGACCUUCACCAACCUCGGCCCCAUCGUCGACAUGUGCGUGGUAGACCUGGAAAGACAAGGCCAAGGGCAGCUGGUCACGUGCUCGGGUGCGUUUAAGGAGGGCUCCCUACGGAUCAUCCGGAACGGCAUUGGGAUUCACGAGCACGCCAGCAUUGACCUGCCGGGGAUUAAAGGUUUGUGGCCCCUGAGGUCAGAUUCUCAUCGGGAAACGGACAACACGUUGGUGCUGUCCUUUGUUGGCCAGACCAGGGUUCUGAUGUUAAAUGGCGAGGAAGUAGAAGAGACAGAGCUCACGGGGUUUGUGGACGAUCAGCAGACUUUCUUCUGCGGCAACGUGGCACAUCAGCAGUUGAUCCAGAUCACCUCUGCCUCUGUGAGACUGGUUAGUCAGGAGCCCAAAGCCCUGGUGAGCGAGUGGAAAGAGCCCAACGGGAAGAACAUCAGCGUGGCUUCCUGCAACAGCAACCAGGUGGUGGUGGCUGUGGGACGAGCCCUGUACUACCUGGAGAUCCGUCCCCAGGAGCUCAGGCAGAUCAGCUGCACCGAGAUGGAGCAUGAGGUUGCCUGCCUGGACAUCACCCCCUUGGGGGACACUAACGGCAUGUCCCCGCUGUGUGCCAUCGGGCUCUGGACGGACAUCUCCGCCCGCAUCCUCAAGCUGCCCUCCUUUGAACUGCUGCACAAGGAGAUGCUGGGAGGAGAAAUUAUCCCUCGCUCCAUCCUGAUGACAACCUUCGAGAGCAGCCACUACCUUCUGUGUGCGCUGGGGGAUGGAGCUCUCUUCUACUUCGGGCUCAGCCUCGAGACAGGCUUGCUGAGCGACCGGAAGAAGGUGACGCUCGGGACCCAGCCCACCGUGCUGAGGACUUUCCGCUCGCUCUCCACCACCAACGUCUUUGCCUGCUCCGACCGUCCCACCGUCAUCUACAGCAGUAACCACAAGCUCGUCUUCUCCAACGUCAACCUGAAGGAGGUGAACUACAUGUGUCCCCUCAACUCGGACGGGUAUCCCGACAG